AAAUGGCUGAGAAAAAUAAUGUUAAUGUAAUGUGUGUUUUCAGUUGUGUAGACUAGUAUACAUUUGUAACUCGCUAAUGGAGUAUAUAUCCCAGUGUCGCAAGCAUAGGUAUAUCUACUUAUCCAGUAUGACUCUACAUUUACCUCGAUGUUUAGAAACAGAUGAUCCAACUUAAAGAAUUUUUUUCAAUUCCUAAGUGAGAUGUUAUUCCGGAAGACCUGUCUCCAGUAGCGGAUCUAGAAUUUUACCGAGGAGGGGGCUUCAUAAAUAUUAAUUUUUUUUUGCUGAAGUUGAAUCUUGCGGAAGGGUAGGGAAGCAAUGAAGCACUAAACUACUAAGUUGAGCAAGAGCAGCAGAGCAUUAUUUUCUCUUUUAAUUGAUUCACUUCACUGAAUUCACUUCACCUGCGGCAGGAGAGAGCGGUGGGUAUAAUGUAGUAGAUUAUUUAGUCAAUGGGUUGGGCUUGCAAUAAAAAUGAAUGGGCUCAAAAUAAUUGGGGUGGACUCAUUUAUAAAAUAUACAAAUCUCAGGACUUAGAAAGAAAAUUGAAGUUGUUAUGGCUCAGGGGUGGGCUAAAGCCCCCCAUAUAAAUCCGCCACUGCCUGUCUCUACGCCUCUCCUUAUUUAUUUGAUGACAUGUUAUUGCUCUACAAUAAUCUUGCAGAUCUUUUAGUUAUAAUCAACUUUUUCCCCUGUUAAUAUAUAACUAGUAAUUGUUGCCCGCUACGCAUGGGCAUGAUAAAGAUUAUUUGUAAAAUUUUUAAAAAUAAAAUCAAAAAUAAUUCUAAAAGUUUUUUCAUUGGCAAAAUUUGUUUAAAUUUUCCUUAGUGAUGUUAUUUCCUUGAUUAAUAUAUUUUGUUAUAUUCUUAAGAAUAAGAAUUCAAUAUAAUUUUUUAUAAAUAAAUAAAAGGUAACAUUGCUAUGUGAAAUUUAAUUAAAAUAUAAAGAUUAAAGUUGAAUGUGUACAUUAAAUAUUGUAUCGAUAGUGUAACUCCUGCAGACCUGCACAGCCGUUUUCAUUAAAGUAAUUAUUAAUGCUGGAGUUUCAAAAAAACCUAUAUUCUUUUCUUCUACUUAUCUCCCCAAGACUAAGCAAGAAGCCCCAUUUCACUUCAUCAUCUUCUUUGUCUGAAACCACUUCGCUGUGUCUUGUAAUUGUGAGUAUGAAUUCAUCUGGGCUCAUAUUUGAGAAGUUCUUGAAAUUCCUGACUAUUAAGGAUAUCGAUUCUGAUGAGAUUCAAGUCCCAAAGAAGAUCCUUGGUAGAUAUGGGGACCGACUACCAGAGCGUUUCUUUUUCAAUUUUCGGAAUGGGUAUGAACUGCCGGUGAAAUUCACAAAAGAUACUGGCAUCAUCAAAGGAAUGCAGACAUUGUACCAGGAUUUCGAUUUAACUGCUGGUGAAAUGCUUUUGUUUGAAUAUAAUGGCAUGACUGAUCUGAAUGUGUACGUCAUAGGAAAGGAUAAGAGAGAAAUUGAUUAUCCGCACUUGGUACACUCUACUCAGAAAAGGGUUCCUCGUGUUGUCUCUAUGAAGAAUGGUGGUAUAAGAUUCAUAAAUUUUGUUACAGAUCAGGAUCCCUUGGCUGAUGAAUUUGAACCUCCCUUGUCUUUUGAGAUAUCAUGUCCAUUGGUUCCUGCUUACCAGAGCUUUGUUUUUAGUAACGGCAAAGAGUUUGAGGCACGUUAUGAUGCUCAACGGCGACGCUUUCGUGGCCUUAGUGCUUUCUGUAGAGAUGUUGGAAUUGAUGAUUUUAGUGGUUUUAACCUGUUGCUCUUUCAGUAUGAGCUUUAUGGUAAUGUUACGAUCUCUGCAUUUGAUGAUGCAUUUGUUGAGGUCAUGUUUGUUGGAGGGCCGUUAUCUGUUGGUUCAAUUUCCACUAAUCCAAGCAUUCAUGGUUCGUUUUCAAUCACUGUACAACCAUUCCACAUGAGCAAGUACUGCUAUGGAGUGGAUAUAUCAAACGAAUUCUAUCACCAAUCGGUCAAAUGGAAGAAGAAGGACUACAUCAAGGUUUACUCAGCUGAAAAAGCAUGGAAUCUUCAGGUUAGGCACAGAAAAAACCCAAGGUUAUAUCGGACCACAAUUCAUGAUGGAUGGAUAGAAUUUAGGGAUGAUCUUGGUUUGGAGGUAGGUGAUGUGUGUGUUUUUGAGAGUGCCACUGGGAGUUAUGACCGUUUCUCUGUUCGGGUGGUUAAAAAAGAGAAUUAAUUAAUAUCGACAAUCAGGGCAAAUGUAGUACUUCAGACUCUGCACUUGUUUUCCUACUUCUAUGUAAUCCUUAUUCUAAAUUGACUGAUUUUGUUGACGUGUUUUAUGCUAAAAGAUGUUGAUUAUUCCACUAAUCCAUUUAGAUGUA
Molecule: messenger RNA, 2358 nt
Organism: Daucus carota subsp. sativus
Lineage: Eukaryota; Viridiplantae; Streptophyta; Magnoliopsida; Apiales; Apiaceae
Exons: 7
Coding region: 1035-2210 (391 amino acids)
Molecular function (GO): DNA binding
Source: RefSeq, a predicted model, not a curated record